GAACCCGCUCCUCUCUCUCUCUCUCUCUCCUGCUCAAAAACGCCAUUAUCGCCUCUGCUUAGGGCUUCCACAAUCGCGCCUUUUCCCAGUUCCACAACCCCCACCACCACCACCGAAAACCCUCCCCCGCUCGGUCCCCGAGGAACGCCUCGCGCGCCGAUUCAACUCGCUCCCCCCCCCCAUUCUCUCUCCCUCCCUCCCUCUCUCCAUUGAUCGACAGCUCUCCGCUCCGCUCCGGCCCGGCGAUACGAAGUCCCGCAGCUUCCGUCGUAGCGCGGCCACACCCAGCCGAAGCUCCCACACACUCUCCCUCCCCCCCGCACUCUGAUGGCGAAGACCAAGCCGGGAAGGAAGGACCUCGACUCCUACACCAUCAAAGGCACCAACAAAGUCGUCCGGCCUGGAGACUGCGUGCUCAUGCGCUCUCCGGAGUCCGGCAAGCCGCCUUACGUGGCGCGCGUGGAGAAGAUAGAGGCCGACCACCGCAACAACGUCAAAGUCCAUGUCCGGUGGUAUUACCGGCCGGAGGAGUCGAUCGGAGGGCGCAGGCAGUUCCACGGGGUGAAGGAGCUGUUCCUGUCGGAUCACUUUGAUGUGCAGAGUGCCCACACUAUCGAAGGGAAGUGCACGGUGCACACUUUCAAGAACUACACCAAGCUUGAGAAUGUCGGGGCAGAGGACUAUUUCUGCCGGUUUGAAUAUAAGGCCGCCACUGGAGCAUUCACUCCAGACCGAGUAGCUGUGUAUUGCAAGUGCGAGAUGCCAUAUAACCCAGAUGAUCUCAUGGUGCAAUGCGAAGGGUGCAAGGACUGGUUCCAUCCUUCUUGCAUGGGUAUGACGAUUGAAGAAGCAAAGAAGUUAGAGUACUUCUUAUGUACUGACUGUUCUGCUGAAGAUGAUGCCAAAAGAUCCAUAAAUCAGUUUCCUGUAUCACCUACAACCGAGACGAAGGUGGAGGCGAAGCGUCGGAAGAGGUGACUUGUAGACUAUAUGCGGAGAGGGCUGGUACUUAUUUUCCUGGUAUCAGCUUCAGUGUUGUUAUCCUGGUCUUGAACUGUACAGCAAAGAACACUGUGAGCAUCAAUUAGGGAUAUUUAAUUUUUUGUUUUCUUGCCAUGGUAGAUUAGAGUGCGCUGUCUUUUACAUUGCCACGUGCAUUGAAUCUGCUUGAAAAAAGUGCGUUGACUGCCCUUCAGCACAAGGAGCGAGGGAACUCAGACUAAACUCAUGCCAUACCUCGCUUUAUUGGGAUGGAUGCAGUGAAAUUGUUCAGUCUUUUUUCCGUAGUUUCUGCAUGUGGUUAAAUUGAGUGACUGCAAGCGGAUUUUUCGUUUCUUUUCCUCAAUUGUUGGUUUCACUUGUGUUUUUGUUCAUCCUCUUUGUGUCAUGUGCAAAUGUGUUGAAUUGUUGGUGAAUACCAAGUUGCAGUCUCGUUCUUGUUGC
Syzygium oleosum is the source of this 1443-nucleotide messenger RNA. Its product is annotated as chromatin remodeling protein EBS-like. The record is from RefSeq and is a predicted model, not a curated record. The transcript has 5 exons. Bases 328 to 978 code for a protein of 216 amino acids. Gene Ontology annotation, molecular function: chromatin binding. Lineage: Eukaryota; Viridiplantae; Streptophyta; Magnoliopsida; Myrtales; Myrtaceae.